GCGGCAGCAGCAACUACGGCGGCGGCGGCAGGUGGAGAAGUUCAGUUUGAACCCUAAAGAAAUCCUGAAGUUCCCAGAGCUUUGCCGUCUUGUCAGACUUCAUUCUUGUGACAACCACCCCAUGGUCCUCCACUCUUACUCCUUCUCCCACCCAAGCCUCUAUUUUUUUUCCUGUUCAGAACCCAGCAGUGAUGUGGAGGUGGAGACCCACAGGAGCCCCGGACUUCACCUGAGCUACCUCAGUGAUCACCAAGAGUGGCAAGAAAAGGAAGAAAGCCCUGAGUUGGGGGAGACCAGGAUGCCUGACCGGGACAACUAUGCCAACGGCACUGGGAACAGCAGUGGAGGCCCUGGAGGUGGUGGCAGUGAGGAAGCCAGUGGGGCAGUGGCCGGCAGUGGCGGGGCCAGCUCAGAUGCCAUCUGUAGAGACUUCUUGAGGAAUGUGUGCAAGCGAGGCAAGCGUUGUCGAUAUCGCCACCCAGACAUGAGUGAAGUCUCCAACUUGGGGGUGAGCAAAAAUGAAUUCAUCUUCUGCCAUGACUUCCAGAACAAGGAGUGUAGCCGCCCAAACUGCCGUUUCAUCCAUGGCUCCAAGGAAGAUGAGGAUGGCUAUAAGAAGACAGGAGAGCUUCCCCCUCGGCUGAGGCAGAAAGUGGCAGCUGGCCUGGGCCUUUCACCAGCUGACCUGCCAAAUGGCAAGGAGGAGGUGCCUAUCUGCCGUGACUUCCUCAAGGGUGACUGUCAGAGAGGAGCCAAGUGCAAGUUCCGUCACCUGCAACGGGAUUUUGAGUUCGAUGCUCGGGGUGGAGGAGGCACUGGUGGUGGGGGCUCAACAGGCUCAGUCCCCCCAGGACGGCGUCACGAUCUCUAUGAUAUCUAUGACCUUCCUGACAGGGGCUUUGAGGACCAUGAGCCAGGCCCCAAGCGCCGGCGAGGUGGAUGCUGUCCCCCUGAUGGUCCCCAUUUUGAAUCAUAUGAAUACAGCUUGGCUCCACCCCGAGGGGUAGAGUGCAGACUGCUAGAGGAGGAGAAUGCCAUGCUCAGGAAGCGAGUAGAGGAGCUAAAGAAACAGGUCAGCAACCUGCUGGCCACCAAUGAGGUACUGCUGGAACAAAAUGCUCAAUUCCGCAAUCAGGCCAAGGUCAUGACCCUGAGCUCCACUGCACCAGCGACUGAGCAGACUCUGGCCCCCACCGUGGGCACUGUUGCCACUUUUAACCAUGGCAUUGCCCAGACUCACACUACUCUUAGCAGCCAGGCUCUACAGCCUCGUCCUGUGUCCCAGCAAGAACUGGUGGCCCCUGCUGGAGCUCCAGCUGCUCCCCCAACUAAUGCUGCACCUCCUACUGCUCCACCCCCACACUUGAACCCAGAGAUUGCGCCACUGUCAGCUGCUCUGGCUCAAACAAUUGCCCAGGGAAUGGCACCCCCACCUGUCUCCAUGGCUCCUGUGGCUGUAUCUGUGGCUCCUGUGGCCCCUGUGGCUGUAUCGAUGGCCCAACCCUUGGCAGGAAUCACAAUGAGCCACACUACCACUCCCAUGGUGACUUACCCUAUUGCUUCCCAGAGCAUGCGCAUCACAGCCAUGCCACACUGAUGGGGCUACUGGACACUCCCCUGGUAUAGCCUCUCAGGGUGGGGUCGCGGGGCCCUUACCUACUCGCCUGGCCCUCCCAGGCCCUUUCUGGAGGGCUCCCUCAAGAACUAGGACAAGAGACUACAAGGAGUAUGCUUCUGAGGAGCAUGUCCUAAGGAGGGGUUGGGCUGGUGUGUUUUCACUCAUCUCCCUUUUAUGAGGUCCUCUUGUCCAUCUUCUUUCAAGCCUCACAAUGGGGGCUUGUAUAGGAGUGCAGACUGAAGCCAGCAGAGAGGAAGGACUGACUGAGGGGCUGUGUAGAGGACACAGCUGGGGACAUCCCUGGUCUUGUCCUCUGUUCUACACAGCACAGGUUCCAGCCCUGGUUUUGGAAGAAAAAAAUACCCCGCCCAGAGGGAGAGCCAGGAAAGAUUGGGAAGUGGGUGGCCUGGAGAGAAGGCCUGAUAGGAGCCUUCAGACAAUUUGGGGCCCAGUUGGUUGGGUUGGACAGUACAGAAACUGCUCCUGGGCCCUGGAAAGGCCGGGACCAUAGUACUCCAGCCCAAAGACUAGGGAAGCAUUCAUUACCCUAGCUUGGCCUGGAAAUCUGUAGGGCAGGGCCCACUACUUUCCAAAGAAAUAAAAGAACAAUUAUUUUUAACAAAUGGAGGCAGUGAAAACUUGCUUAGAUAUUCUGUGUGGAAGAUGGGAGCAGUAAGUAGAUCUCAUGCCAAAAUGGGAUAAAGACCCCACCCUCAGCUUGGGUAAAUUGGGUAGAGGCCAAUGGAGAAGGGUAGGGAUCUAGAACAAGACCAAAUGGGGCUUUGGGGAAGGUGCUUUGUGGGGUAAAAGCAUUGGAGCCACCUAGUCUAGUUUAAAAAUAACCCCAUCUGUUUCUCAUCUCUCUCUGUAUGUGUUAUUCCCAGGUUACCUUAGUAACCAGGGCUCCUAGGGUCAUUUUAGUGGGGCAGGUGUUACGGAGGGUAUAUUUACUUAGAAAUGGGGAUGGGAUGUUAUAUAGUUGACAGAUCUUCCCUUAUUCAAACAGAGCAGGGCAGGUGGAAGUUGCCUCUCUGAGUGGUUGAUGGCAGUUAAUGUCCCUCCUACCCAGCCCUUCCUCAAUAGCCAAUUCCUUAAGCCUUUAAGGCUUGGGAGGUGCUGGGAAAAGGGAGUUCUUCUGGGGACACAAGCCUCAGGGUUCAUCCCCUUAUUCCCUCUGUCUCCACAUAGGACCAGAGGUUUUAAGUCUACUUAAAGGUCAAUAAGGCCAGGGGCCCUAAUAGUCAAACCUCAGUUCCUCCUCAGCUCACGGCUGAUGUAGGGUAAACAACUCAGGUGUCUGGUCUAAUGGGACAGUGGGUUUGGGGGUAGAGAAAGUGAUCCUGGGUUGUGUUCCCCCCAUUGUGUCUCCUGCUACCUCUUGCUUUCUUGUCUGGUUAAUCACUCAGGUUACACCUGGGACCGGAGAUGGUAGGCGAGGUCAAAGCCGGUCAUUUAAAAAAAAAAAAAUGGACCGAAAAACUAAAAGUGGGCAAAUACUGUUUGUGGAUUUUAGAAACAACACAUUGAUAAAUUUAAGGUUGGUUUUCUGGCACAAUUCUAGAUUAUUAAAAGAGAUGGUUUAUGAACAUUUAGAGAAGAAUGUAAUCAUAGAUACCAACAUGAAUUCUCAGUCAAAUCCUGACUGUAUUUCCAUCUUGCCAAGUGUCUAUAAAGAGGUAGAUUUGGGAAACUGUAGACAUCAUAUGUCUUGAAUUAAUUCACUCCCACUAAAGACCACCGAUUGAACAAGUUGGGUUUAAAUGCCAUUGCAGUGAGGAAGAGAGCACACCAUUUGGAAUCGUGGUGUGUCUCAGCAGGAUGGUGUUAGCAAGGACUCAGAGGACUCAGACAUUGGUUAAGUGAUUUGGGGGAAGGUUUAAGAAAGUGGGUGUUCUGUUGGAUUAGUGCUGGUAAGGAAAGCAGGGAUAAUUCUGUGACUGGGUAUCUUAAUCUUACCUAGAAGGAGGGCAGACUAGAGUGAAGCUAAAGCUGCAAUUGGUGAUGAAGUCACUCAUUAGCUGGGAAAAGGGAUGUUUGCUGUUUUGUGGUUUGCACACUGACCUUGUUUUGUACUUAAACAAAAUUGUGAAGUGAUCUUGUUUUUCGUCUCACUUCAUCACAGUCACUGAGUGACAUCGUCUGAUGCUAAUGUUUUGUGAGAUUGUUUGUGUCCAACAGAAGAACUCAUUGGCUAUCUGUGAGCACCAGGUCAGCCCUAAUGACUCUGAAGCCUGUGUCAGGCCAGUUCCCAGAUAUCAGAAACUGCUUUCCUGCCUUGUACCUGCUAACUCAUUGCAGAUAAGAAAAAAAAUUAUGGGUCAAUUAAUAGUAGCAUUUGGUGGAAUGUUGAUUAGUGCAGUCAUGUUAGAGAAAUCUCUAGUGUCCAAUGAUAUGGCCAAGGGCUAUGUUUUAUGAAAAAAAGAAAAAACGCAACUUGGAUAAAAACAUAAAAAGCCCAUUAAUCAACAGUAACACAGGAAGUGCUAA
Messenger RNA from Lemur catta (Ring-tailed lemur), 4105 nucleotides. RefSeq names its product zinc finger CCCH-type containing 10 (gene ZC3H10). The record is from RefSeq and is a predicted model, not a curated record. The transcript is spliced from 3 exons. Lineage: Eukaryota; Metazoa; Chordata; Mammalia; Primates; Lemuridae. Gene Ontology annotation, molecular function: metal ion binding. Bases 122 to 1597 code for a protein of 491 amino acids.